AUAUGGAACAUACUUUCUCUAGCAUGUACAUACAUUUUGUGGUGUAAAAAUGUGGUUGUGUGAUGUGCUUUCAUAUGAUGAAAUUGUACCUUGUUCCGUGACUAGUGAUAUGACGCCAUUUUCUUCGUGAAUGCCAAUUACGAGUUCUUCAAUAUUUUCUUUGUUACUCAUAAAAGCUGAUAGAGAAACUGUUAAAACUGUACGUUUCAAGACUCAAAUGCAUGCUUGCUGGCCAAAUAUUGUAGUGUAACCAUUCAUUGUGAUGCCGGUGGAUGCUGACCUCAACCGCACAGACGUGGAGUCGUCCGCUUGUGAGCUGAAAGGACUGCGCACUUGGAAAGACAUUUGUUUGGUACGGAACUCACUCUUCCAACAUCAGGGCCCUCUGCGAUCCUGACAUACGAGGAACAGUAGCAUCUUGGCAAGGAAAGCCACUUACCGCCAGCUUGGAGAUAAAAAGUGUCUAAAUUGAAACGUUUUAGUGCACAUUGUUGAACUGUGAUCACUGUGACACUGUGUUACGAAAACAAGUGCAAUAUACUGGUAGUGCAAUCGUACUGUUGUUGACUAGGAGUGAAGUGAUUGGACUUGUUAUUUUGAAUUGAAAAUUAAAAGUUUUUUGGAACAAUGGAGCGUGAAUCAAAUCCGAUGGAGGCUUUAUGCCGUUCGGGGUGCGGCUUCUACGGCAACCCCUCCACAGACGGACUUUGCUCAGUUUGCUUUAAGGAAGCGCUAAAGAAGAAACAGCAGCCCCCAGCGACGACGCCGUCUCCGGUGUCGGCGCCGUUCGUGCCGGCCGCGCCGACGCCGCUCGCCGCCGCCGCCCCCACCGUCCCCGCGUUGCCUAGCUUGACCACACUGCCGCAGCAGCAGACACAUUCAGACAAAUUGGAAGAAGAGAGCGGGGCGGGCACGAGUGGCACCAGCACCGGCACCUCGGACACGGACGCGGACGACAAGGACCCUAGCAAGGACAAAAAGAAAAAGAAUAGAUGUGCCGUCUGCCGCAAGAAGGUUGGACUCACAGGGUUCGAGUGCCGCUGCGGAGGCCUGUUCUGCGCGGUGCACCGGUACAGCGACAAGCACGAGUGCUCGUUCGACUACCGGGAGCUGGGCGCGCAGGAGAUCCGCCGCAACAACCCCGUCGUAGUCUCGCAGAAGAUACACAAGAUAUGAGCGACGCCCCGAACCUAUACAUACCUUUUAUGAUUUUCUCUAAAUAAAUAUUCGAUCGAGUUUGUGUUUCUUUUUGCGUUUGUGUGACUGACCGGCGAUGCUGCGCUUCGUCGUUACGCCUCGGCCUAUAGACUGCCCUCGCAGGGCCCUGACGGAUUACCGAGUUUUCUUUUUGCACAGAGAUAUAUUUUAGUAUCGCAAACGUUUAUUUCUUAGACAGCAAAGGAAACGCAGACUCGAUCACGGUGUAUUUAGAUUUAUUUGUGGCGAGAGUUUACUUUUAAAAUUUUAUUAAAAGUUGUAGAUAAUGUUCGUUUCGGGUAGGAAUUUCAGGAUUAAUUUUUGAGAUAAUAAGUAGAGUUUUGAAUAUUGUCCAUUCACCUCCAUUGUAAAUAUUAGAUAUAAUUAAUUAUAGAAAGAAAUCCUAUAUAUUGUAAAAAAUUAAAACUCCAAAAAAAGCUACAUUGUUACGAUUCCAACGGAGAGCGUUCGCGCGCUGACGAGAUAACAUUGUAAGCUGAGCACUCUCCAUGUAAAUUGUAGACUGGGCCGCACACCGGACUGUGGAUUAACAUCAUCUUGAAAUCGUUAGUACUGGCAAAUUGGUUCGGGAAGUCGUCGCUUUAUUUUUGUCUAACAUUCGGCAUAAGUGACCCCUAGUGUAGCGCGAUGUGGUGUGUUCCGGCUCGGGCGGGCGCGCGGAGAGCAGUCUCUCCGCGAUGCGCUCGCUCCGCUCUUUGUGUGAAAAAUUAUAGUAAGCAUAUGGAUAGUUAUACAUAUUAUAAGUAGUCGACACUUUAUAUUAUUACACAUUAUAUAAGUAGGAAAGAAUUAUUUAGCUUUUUCUUUUAAUCACUAUAUUAUUCAAAAUUGUAAGUUGUAUUAUGUAACUUGUUCAUUUUAGUGGUGAAGUUGAAACGAUCAUACCUAUGUAAUGCUUCGGUCGACGUCCACAAUAGACUAACUGAUUGGUUGGACUUAAUUAUUUAAUGACUUUUGUUGUAUAUUUUGUUAGGUCAUUGAUUAAUUUUGGUCUUUUUGCUUGAUCGUAAUCAGAUAAAGAUGAUGUUAAUAAUGAAUGAUUUUUUCUAU
Amyelois transitella is the source of this 2268-nucleotide messenger RNA. RefSeq names its product AN1-type zinc finger protein 6 (gene drn). Bases 628 to 1176 code for a protein of 182 amino acids. The record is from RefSeq and is a predicted model, not a curated record. Gene Ontology annotation, molecular function: zinc ion binding; DNA binding. The transcript is spliced from 6 exons. Lineage: Eukaryota; Metazoa; Arthropoda; Insecta; Lepidoptera; Pyralidae.